AUGGUGCCGCCGUAUCACCCAGGGGCUGCCUGCGCAGAGAUGAUUGAUUACGCGAGAAGGCUGUCUUCUUCCCACGAGGCCGCCCUUGGCGGACUGCGGCAGUGGUUAACGCGCGAGUCCGUGAAUCUAUCGCCGCUCCUCGGGGACGUGGGGUUGACGCUGGCGGCCAGCUGUCCUCCGGAGGAAGAAGACCUGGUGCUGCUGCGUUUUCUCCGCCACAAUGCCUGGGACGUGGAGUUGACACGGGCGCAGCUUGAGGCCAGCCUGUCGUGGAGGGUCGAAACUGGCGUCGCGAGCAACGCACGCCGAGAGCCGUGGGAGGUCAGCGGGUGCGCUAGCGCGGAAGCGUUUGAGGAGCUUUGCCGGACGCACUAUCCUCACUAUACCAUUGGAACAGACCGUGUCGGACGGCCCAUUCUCGUCCAGAAGUACGGGAACUUCGACACCUCCAAGCUCCAAGAGUUUACCACGCUUCCCGGGCUUCUUCGCUACCACGCCUGGGAGCAGGAGAACAACGCCGAUCUUUUGCGGCGAACCUCCGCGCGAACGGGCUACCUCGUCGAAACUUACGCUGUAGUCAUGGACUUCAAGGGGAUGUCCAUGGGUCAGGUCAACCGAGAUUUUCUCUGGCUCUUGCGAGAACUCUCGGAGAUGGACCGCAAGCACUACCCAGGCCGCGGCGGCGUAAUCUUCGUCAUCAACACCCCGCCCUUGUUCGGACUCGUUUGGCAGGGCAUCCGCGGCUUCUUGGCCACCCAGCUCUUUGGUCACUUUUGGGGCUUUUGUAUUCUGGCGGUCUUGGCCGAAUGAAAGUAUCACGGCCGUCCAGCCGUCGUCCCGUUUGUUGUUGGUCAAUUCCACCUUCGUUUUGUUGAACUUCUUGUGCAGCUGUAGCCGUGUUUGGAAAAAGUUCACAGUCAAUCGCCCUAUCUCGGGCCGUUGCCGUGUCGACCCUCUCCCAAGUAGUCUCUCGACAAACAUCUAUCCUACGAUUGCUUUUCGGACUUCGGCUGUACCAUUGCCCGUCGCGAACGGUAGAGCACCCACCCUCCUCGAUGAGUCAUACAACAACCAACAAUCUCACGCCGUGCCCACUUUUCUCUAUUCCAAGGUGUGUACUGUAGGGAAGGUAAAGGAGUGUACCGGGGGUAUUUUUCCGAGUAUAUCUACCCGUACCCGAUGCUUGUGUGAGUUCUGUGACACUUCCGAACCCUACCAGGCACUUUGCAUUUUUCGGUUUCUUGUGAGAGGCCAGGCACGACUGUUCUUUUCUAACCCGGCCGCUUCAAUAUCUUUGGGUGCACGGCGUGGCUCGUAGCUCUGUUGUGGGCGUGCACCUGUCUUCUGUUCGAGGCUGUUGGUUUUUUUCUUAAUGGCCCCGGUUGGCCCACUACUGUUGUAGUCACUCUAACUCGUGACCACACACGGACGCGCGAGGGCCGUGUGUAUUGAAACAAUGUUGAGAUGUAGGUGCACCGCCGGUGGCUCUUUUCUGGCGCAGCUCUGCCCCCC
Molecule: messenger RNA, 1512 nt
Organism: Ectocarpus siliculosus
Lineage: Eukaryota; Phaeophyceae; Ectocarpales; Ectocarpaceae
Source: the annotation of a GenBank genome assembly